Plasmodium gallinaceum is the source of this 2442-nucleotide messenger RNA. Its product is annotated as ATP-dependent RNA helicase prh1, putative. The transcript has 3 exons. Bases 1 to 2442 code for a protein of 813 amino acids. Gene Ontology annotation, biological process: spliceosomal complex disassembly. NCBI's taxonomy places the organism in Eukaryota, Apicomplexa, Aconoidasida, Haemosporida, Plasmodiidae. Gene Ontology annotation, cellular component: catalytic step 2 spliceosome; intracellular anatomical structure. Gene Ontology annotation, molecular function: RNA binding; ATP binding. The record is from RefSeq and is a predicted model, not a curated record.
AUGAAAGAUCUGCCAAUUUUGAAAUAUAAAGAUGAAAUUAAAAAACUAUUAAAAGAAAAUAAUUUAAUAAUAAUAAAAGGAGAAACAGGUUGUGGAAAAACAACCCAAGUUCCCCAAAUAAUAAACGAUAUAUAUUUUAAUAAAAAGAAAAAUGAUAAUAAAAAAGAUAAAAGAAAAAUAUUAAUUUCUCUACCAAGAAAAGUAGCAACUAUAACUGUUGCUGAAAGAGUAGCAAAAGAAAUGAAUAGAGGUGAAGUUGGAAGUUAUGUUGGAUAUUCUAUAAGAUUUAAAAAUGUGUGUUCAAAAGAUACGAGAAUAAAGUUUGUUACUGAUGGAAUAUUAAUUAGAGAAAUUAUGAAUAAUCCCUUAUUAAAGAAAUAUAAAUUUUUAAUUUUAGAUGAGAUACAUGAAAGAUCUAUUAGAACUGAUGUUUUAUUAGGUUACACAAAAUUUUUGUUAGAAAAAAGAACAAAUUUAAAAAUUAUUCUUAUGUCUGCUACUUUUGAUAUAAAUACAUUUAAUCGAUUUUUUAAUGAUCCCCCUAUCAUUUCUAUUCCACAUAAGCUUCAUAAAAUUACUAUUUUUUAUCCAAAGAAAACAAUAGAAGACUAUCUUCUUUCUAUUGUUAGUACUGUUCUGCAAAUCCAUUUUGGUAAUUCUUAUAUAAAAAGUGAAGGAAAUACAUAUUAUUCUUCUUAUGAAAAUAACGAUAAUGAAAUAUUCAAUAUUGAGUUAAAUAAUAAAGAAAUAGAAGAGGAACAAAAUGAUGAUACUAUAAAUAAUAUAGAUGUAAAUAAUAUGGAAAAUAAAAAUGAGAAUACUUUUAAUAUAGAGAAAAAAAAAAAAAGAAAUAAUUUAGGAGAUAUUUUAGUUUUUCUACCAGGACAGGAAGAAAUUGAAAUGGUAAAUAUAAUGUUAAAAGAAAAAUUAAAAAUAAUUUAUAAAGGAAGUUUGUUAAGCAAAUUAAUUAGUGAUGAAAAUAAAAAUGAGGAGAAGUUCAUAAAUAAAAUGAAUACCACAUUUAAUUCUGAUAAUCAAAUUAUUAAUGAUAUAUGUUUUCAUUUUGGUAAAACAGAAAUAAUCCCAGACAAAAUAUACACCAUGAAAAUUUUACAAUUGUAUUCAUCACUUCCUACUAAAAAGCAGAGGAAAAUAUUUGAACCUGUUCCACCUAAUACUAGAAAAGUUAUCUUAAGUACAAAUAUUGCUGAAACAUCUGUUACUAUUCCAAAUAUAAAAUAUGUAAUUGAUAGUGGAAAAGUAAAAAUAAAAUUUUUUGAUGUGAAAAAAGGAAGUAGUGUUUUAAAAGUCACUCAAAUAUCUAAAGAUUCAGCAUUACAAAGAUGUGGAAGAGCUGGAAGAGAAGGUCCUGGAAAAGUUUUUCGAAUAUAUACAAAAGAAGAAUAUGAAAAUAUGCAUCCCUUUUUAAUUCCUGAAAUUUUCCGUUCUGACCUUACACAAAUUUAUUUAGAAUUAAAAGCAAUGAAUAUAAAAAAUCCAUUAGAAUUUGAAUUUCCUGAAAAUCCUAAAAAAGAAUUUUUUGUUCAUUCAGCCAAAAUGCUUUAUAAAAUAAAUGCAAUUGAUGUAAAUAAUAAUUUAACAGAUUUAGGUAGAAAAUUAUGUUUCUUCCCGUUAAAUCCUAUAUUUGCAAAUAUAUUAUUAUGUUCCAUUGAAUUUAAUUGUAUAGAUGAAAUUGCAACUAUUGUAGCAUUACUAAAUUGUGACAGUAUUUUUUUAAAUUAUAAUUUUUAUGAUGAUUUAAAUAUUAUCAAUGAAGAAUUGUCAAAAAAUAACUGCGAAUUAACAGAAAAAGAACAAAAUAAUAAAAACACAAUAAAAGAAAAAAAAAAAGAUAAAAAAAGGAAAAUUAGAAAUGAAGAAGAUAAAGAAGAUGAAGAAAAUGAAGAAGAAUUAAAAAUUAAUGAUAAAAAUAAAUUAAUUAACAUAGCAAGAAGGAAACUUAUUCAUCCAGAUGGUGAUCAUUUAACAUUAUUGCAUAUUUUUUAUUUAUGGAAAGAAACUUCCAUUAAUGAAAGAAAGAAUUUUUGCAGCAUAUAUGCGUUAAAUAAUGAAGUAUUACUACAAGUAGAAAAAAUUAAAAUACAGUUAUUAGAAAUUAUGAAAAAUAAAAUGAAUAUAGAUAUUUCAAAAAAAUUACAUAUGCACAAAUGGGAAAAUGUUUUAAUAUGCUUAUGUAAAUCAUGUUUUUUUAAUAUAGCUAGAUUAACAUCAGAUACAAAUGUUUAUAUGAAUUUAGUAAAUAAAACUAAAAUACGUGUACAUCCAUCUUCUACUCUUUUUAAUUCUUUUGUCAAACCAACUUUUAUUUUUUACUCCGAUGUAAUUCAAACAAAGAGAUUAUAUGCGCGUAUCGUUACAAAAAUUGAAGCAGAAUGGUUAUUAAAAUACGUAUCACAAAAAUUUCAAUUAAAAAAAAAUUAG